Messenger RNA from Cryptomeria japonica (Japanese cedar), 889 nucleotides. Its product is annotated as phospholipase A2-alpha. The transcript has 3 exons. The record is from RefSeq and is a predicted model, not a curated record. NCBI's taxonomy places the organism in Eukaryota, Viridiplantae, Streptophyta, Pinopsida, Cupressales, Cupressaceae. Gene Ontology annotation, biological process: phospholipid metabolic process; arachidonate secretion. Gene Ontology annotation, molecular function: A2-type glycerophospholipase activity. The coding region runs from base 222 to 701 and encodes 159 amino acids.
AGAUACAUUCGGAUUGAAAAUGACGAGGAGAGAGAAGGAAUGCUCUUCUGAGGUCGGCAAUGGCGGGUAGAAAGUCCAAUCUAGAUCAAGAAAAUUUAUGGUCUUACAAUGGAUGAAAUUUAUGGUCUUUCAAAGAACAAUCGAUCUUAUAAUUACACGAGAUUUUUCUCAUAGAGGGGAACACCAAUUAUAAAACUGGAUAGCUCGAGAAUUCGAUAUCAAUGGCGGCACUGAGAUCACAGUUUGUUCAUAUGUUAUGUUUGAUUGCGCUUUUGUCUCCAUGUUUAUGCUCCCUCGCUUGGGGGAAAUGCAGCACUAGAUGCAAAUCCAAGUUCUGCAAAGAAGCACCGCUUCUAAGGUAUGGGAAAUACUGUGGGAUAUUUUACAGUGGAUGCCCCGGAGAAGCUCCGUGUGAUGGGCUUGACAGGUGCUGUAUGAUUCAUGAUCAAUGCAUCGGAAAUUCCAAUUACCUGAGCACCACGUGCAAUCAGGCUCUGCUUGACUGCCUCCAUGCUUACCAAAAUUCUGGAGCUGGGCAGUUUCGAGGCAAUACCUGCAAAAUAGGGGAUGUGGAGAAGACUAUUAAAGUCGCCAUUGAAGCAGGUCUUUGGAUUGGACAUGGACAUGGACAUGGUAUUGAAGAUGGAUCUGCUCUGAAUCCUUCAUCUCGUCAUCCUUUCUCCUCUAUUCCAGACCCCUAAUUUAAGCUUCUGUUAAAUCUCUUCCAUUCUCAUCCUCCUUCCUCUUUUGUACACUGUGAUUCCACAAAUAUUAUUUGUAAACUGUUUUUGUAAUAUAUGGAGGAUCUGGAGCCCUGGGUGAAUCUUCUUGUAAAUUUUUGUUCAGAGAUUUGAAUCUAAAUUACAUGUUACUAAACAGUCAACACCAA